AUGGGAGCCGCACGUAUUAAACGGCGCUUUAGUGCAGGAGUGGACAUUCCAGUUGAUGAGGAGGAGGUGAUGAAGCUGGCUCAAAGUGAUGAUGUUACCGAGACUCGGCUCUCACCCAACUGCAAUGGAAAGCUGCUCAACUUGCACCACAUCAACAGCGGGCAAGAAUGUAAUGCUGGUUGGAAUGAGGAUGAUGAGGAUGAUAUUUCUAUCAGCUACAUUGAAGCGGUGGAAGAACGAAGAGAAAUAGAAAGAAACCAUUACUUGGGACUACCAGUUACCAGUCACGCAAGGAGAGAAGUAAAUUGCGAGCAUGCCGAUAGGUCUUUUUCUGCCUCUCCUUCCCUUUCGGCCCAUGAUUACCUCAGUGUCGGACAUCACCGCUUGCCUCGCAAGCGUUUUGUGGGCAAAGACGGUCGCUGUAAUGUCACUUUUGUGAACAUGAAUAACAAGAGCCAGCGCUACCUCACUGACCUCUUCACAACCUGCGUAGACAUUCGCUGGCGCUGGAUGCUGGUCAUCUUCACCCUCUCGUUCUUGCUCUCCUGGCUGUUUUUUGCAGUUGCUUUCUGGCUUAUAGCUGCUUGGCAUGGGGACCUUAAUCCCAUGCAAUCAUCCUCCAUCACCCCCUCUUCCUCCAUGUCCUCAACCACCUCGUCCUAUCUUUUGGCUUCAACAGCGACCGGAACGGUGCACUUCGAGGCUCUAGUAGAGCCCGAGGAGCCUUGCUUCCAGCAGGUGAACAGCUUUCUGGCAGCGUUCCUCUUCUCCCUGGAGACACAGACAUCUAUAGGGUACGGUUUCCGAAGCGUGACUGAAGCCUGCCCCCUGGCGGUGCUUGCUGUCGUCUUGCAGUGCAUUGUGGGCUGCAUCAUCGACGCUUUCAUCAUCGGGGCGGUCAUGGCUAAGAUUGCCAAGCCCAAGAAGCGCAACGAGACGCUGGUGUUCUCGGAUGUGGCCGUCGUGGCUAUGAGGGAUGGGAAGCUCUGCAUGAUGUGGCGCGUGGCAAACCUGCGCAAAAGCCACCUGGUAGAGGCCCAUGUCCGAGCACAACUGUUGAAGACGAGGGUGACCCCAGAGGGGGAGAUUCUACCAUUGGACCAAAUAGACAUUAACGUGGGCUUCGACAAAGGCACUGACCGGAUUUUUUUGGUCUCCCCGCUGACCAUCGUUCAUGAGAUUGAUAAGGAGAGUCCGUUCUUCAAGAUGGACCGUAAGAUGCUGGAGUCGGACGAUGAGCUGGAGUUGGUGGUCAUUCUGGAGGGCAUGGUUGAAGCCACCGCCAUGACCACACAAUGCCGCUCCUCCUACAAAGCCUCCGAGAUCCUCUGGGGCCACCGAUUCGAACCUGUGCUCAUUGCUAAGAAAAGCAGCUACCGGGUGGACUACUCGUACUUUAACAGGACGUACAAGGUGCCGGGCACACCGUCCUGUAGCGCCCAAGAGCUGGCUGAGAGGAAGUACAUCAUGGGCUCCCGUUCCUCUUUCUGCUACGAGAACGAAGUGGCUCUGCAGCUCUCCUCUGCUCCUCCAUCCCCCAACAUAAUCUCUCCAUCCCCCUCUAUUGCUCCUUCGUGCCCUCUCCUCGCCCCCCGACGGGACUGAGCACCCACAACGCCGGGGGUCAAAGGGCACCGGGCAGAAGGGAGAACUAGAGUCACAAAAGUGUGAAUAGAGAGGACGGAGCUGAGGGACAGGGAGGAGGUUUGGACGCUGGACAGAACGUCAG
Messenger RNA from Trichomycterus rosablanca, 1729 nucleotides. RefSeq names its product potassium inwardly rectifying channel subfamily J member 14 (gene kcnj14). The record is from RefSeq and is a predicted model, not a curated record. Gene Ontology annotation, biological process: regulation of monoatomic ion transmembrane transport; potassium ion import across plasma membrane. Bases 1 to 1605 code for a protein of 534 amino acids. Gene Ontology annotation, cellular component: plasma membrane. The transcript has 3 exons. Gene Ontology annotation, molecular function: inward rectifier potassium channel activity. NCBI's taxonomy places the organism in Eukaryota, Metazoa, Chordata, Actinopteri, Siluriformes, Trichomycteridae.